AUGGUGGAAACGUGUGGCACAUCUCCUCCGAAUUUCCAUGAUUGUUCGUCUCCUUCAGGCGGUCAAAGUCGUGGUCAACUCGUCGCUGCGGAGAACCAAGUCAGCAAGAAUUCGAAAACGACUCACAGCAAAUCAUUCGGCAAUGACGAAACUCACAACAAUCUGCGAGGCAUGGUGGUACAUGUAGCCGUCGAAGCAGCGCAAAAGAAUGAACCAAAGCCAAUCAAAGGAGAAGCGACAACGACGACUCAAGUGAAAGCUCAGACAGUCAAGCAGGAAGAGACUGGCAUGGCGGUACAUGUAUCCGUCGAAGCAGAGCCAACGAACGAACCAAAGCCAAUCAAGGGAGAAGCGACAACGACGACUAACCUGAAUGCUGAGUCGGUCAAGCAGGAAGAGACUCCAGCACCAGCGCUGCCGAAGAAAGAGAAGUCUCCAGUGGCCCGGGAACUUGAGGCGUUUGAAGAGAACAUCAAGAAACAAGGUGGUUUGAUUCCGCUUGAAACACAAAGCACCACCAUCACUGCUCCCGGAGACUCGACCAACGAAGUAAAAUGGACUCGAGUGGGCCUGCCCAAAAUGGAAUUGUUCAAAUCGGAUUGUCAUCCUCAGCAUCCAGGAGCCCCACCGCGAAACAACCACUACCGGUACCAACCAACCUAUGAAAAAGAAAUCGUUGGACUUCCUUCUCUGCCACUAUCGUCUACGAGCACUCUGCCUUCUUUCAACCCGAUGUACACGCCCAAUGUGUCAUUUGGUGAAUCCACGCUGGGAGGCCCUCCUCUCCCUGGUGAAGGAAGACGAUCUCAUUCACCUCCAGGACGAGGCACGGACUACUAUCAUCAUCAGGCGCCGUACUUUGCACCGCCCCAUGAAUAUUACCCACCACCGUAUUAUGAAUAUGGCGGAAGUCAUCGGGAACAGCAAGAUUUAUCUUCCAAGAGCGUCCAGAGUGGAAACGAGGAGGAGGACAGCGGCAAACAGUCCAAAAGCAAGAAGAAGACAGGCGCUUACAUUCCGAUUCCGUACUAUCCCUACCGGUAUCCACCCCACCAUCAUCAGUACCACUACGGUCCUCCGCCGUAUCCUAUGCACGGCAACUCCUUGUAUCCUGGACCUUCCGCUCGUCCCAAUGGCACAACGACAACAAACUCCUUAGACGACGACAAGGAGGCUGCAGGUGCCAAGGUCGCUAGUACUCUCCCCGUAAAGGAAACCCAGACUGCGGGAGACAACGAAGGAAGUACGAAAGGGCCACAUGCGGCUGAUUCGCCGAAGAUCGAAGCAACUACCGGUAACGGCGAAGUCGCUGCCAAGGGAAGGGUCUCCAAGAGCACUAGUAGCAAAGAGGGGAGCCCCAUGCCUCAUCUCAAGGUUUCUGUGGAAAACUCGACAACGGGGACGACGUCUCCAGUUCCACCUGACCAUCGUAGUCCUCCACAAAGUCCCUCUCGAGGGAACGACGAAGCCGCUUUGUCGCCACCUUUGCCUUCGAUAUGCUAUCUACCUCAUAGCCCCCGCUCGUUUCCACCUUAUCAUCCUCCCCCGCCAUACGGCUACUACGAUUAUGGCCCACCUCCGAAUGGAAGCAGGGGCUACGAUCACCAAAUUCCGCCACCGUAUCCUUUUGAGCAUUCACACAGCUAUGCUCUCCCGCCGCCACCGCCUCCAAAACGCACCGCGGAUGAUGUGCCUCGCCGAGAGAUAAAGAACUCGCAAAGCCGUCAACGUACUGCAGUAUUGCGGGAACGAAUCGCCUUCAUUGAGACGAAGCCAGAGUGGGAACGCACACAAGAGGAACAUGAAAUUCUCAAGAAAGACGAGGAACGCCGCGUGCACAAGAAUACUCAAUCCAAGGUUCGGUCGAAGAAGACAAAGGACAGAAUUGAGGCUGUUUCAAAGAAGCCUGUGCAUGAGCGUACUCCAGAGGAAGCUGCUUGGCUGGAUGAUCAGAUGCGCAAACGCAAGCACAAAGCUGAGGGAGACCGCAUGCGUCGCAAGCGCAUCAAGGACUUGGGGCUUCCCCUCAAGAGCACCGCUGGGCAGAAACCAGGCGUCCCUGCCCGCGGGCCCUUACCAGCUCAUUAUGAAGCCAUCAUGGCGGAAAAGGCUGCAGCUGCACCGAACCACCUCGAGUAG
Molecule: messenger RNA, 2139 nt
Organism: Seminavis robusta
Lineage: Eukaryota; Bacillariophyta; Bacillariophyceae; Naviculales; Naviculaceae
Source: the annotation of a GenBank genome assembly